Molecule: messenger RNA, 1858 nt
Organism: Dothidotthia symphoricarpi CBS 119687
Lineage: Eukaryota; Fungi; Ascomycota; Dothideomycetes; Pleosporales; Dothidotthiaceae
Exons: 3
Coding region: 40-1740 (566 amino acids)
Molecular function (GO): asparagine synthase (glutamine-hydrolyzing) activity
Source: RefSeq, a predicted model, not a curated record
GCUCGCGUCCACAUCACAUCCCAUCACCCUCCUUUCGCCAUGUGCGGCAUCUUCUUCGCCCUCAGCCGUCAUGGCCACGUCGAGAUUGAUACAAACACGAAGCAGCUUCUACAGGAUAGAGGCCCCGACAGUACUGGACAGCUUCAAAUCACACUCGACACAAAGCGCGAUAACGAACAGGAUGAGAAGGCACUGCCCUCGCAGCUUCACAUGACCUUUGUGUCGACAGUACUUGCACUUAGAGGCGGUACAGUCGUUCGUCAGCCCCUUCAAGACAACGCGACAGGCUCCGUCUUCUGCUGGAACGGCGAGGCCUGGAGCGUUCAGGGCAGAUCCGUCACGGGCAAUGACUCUGAAAUCAUAUUCGACCUGCUUUUGAAAGCUUGCGCUGAGCCAGCAGAUCCAACCGCACUAACUACAGCUGUUAUGGAUGUCUUGUCCUCCAUAAAGGGCCCGUAUGCUUUCACCUUCUACGAUCCUGUCAACAAGCGCAUCUACUACGGCCGAGAUUGUCUGGGAAGACGCUCGCUGUUGAAACAAUCCACAACCCGCGACAUGAUCGUUUUUUCGAGUGUAUGCGACAGUGCAGCGAGCAACGCGUGGGAGGAAGUAGAGGCAGAUGGCAUCUACGUCUUUGAACUACAAAGCGAGUCCACUACCCGUACACCCCAUCGUGUGUCGCGCAAGGGAGAUGAUGGCAAGACUUCAUUUCAUCUGCCGUUUCCACCACUCAACACUACCGUCCCGAGUCAGCCUGCACGUCCAGAUGCUACGACGGUCCAGCGACUUGCAGAGUCGCUCCAAUGCUCCCUUGAACUGCGCAUCCAGCACGUCCGCGAAGCUGUCCAGUCCACGCCACGUGAAGAAGAGGCUAAAGUUGCCAUUCUCUUCUCAGGCGGUCUCGACUGCACCAUCCUGGCCAAAUUGUCUCAUCACCUGCUUCCAGCCAGGCAGAGCAUCGAUCUCUUGAACGUCGCUUUUGAGAACCCACGAGUACACAAGAACCUCGAUGCCAGCACCAGCCCUUACGAGCUUUGUCCCGAUCGCAUCACUGGCCGUUCGUCGUAUGCAGAGCUCCAAAAGACAUGUCCCGAUCGUCACUGGCGGUUCGUAGCAAUCAAUGUCCCAUACAUCGAAACAGUCGCACACCGUCACAACGUCAUGACACUCAUGUAUCCUCACAACACCGAGAUGGACUUGUCUAUAGCAAACGCGCUCUACUUUGCAUCGCGAGGAGCUGGCUUAUACGGUGCCACGUCGCACAGCAUGCCUGUUUCAUACACCACAUCAGCGCAUGUGCUUUUGUCUGGUCUUGGUGCUGAUGAGCUGUUUGGCGGGUACCAACGACAUGCUGUCGCCUUUGCCCGUCGCGGCUACGAGGGUCUCAUUGAAGAACUCGAGCUCGACUUUUCUCGGCUGGGGAAGAGGAACCUCGGGCGAGACGACCGUGUGAUCAGUAGUUCGGGCAAAGAAGUACGCUUUCCCUACCUGGAUGAGGACUUCAUCGCACUGGCACUCCAACUCCCCGUCACUGCCAAAUGCGACUUUGCCAAUCCCGAAGUAGAAGGAUCAGACGAUCCUGCGCUGUUACUUGAGCCAGGAAAGAGAGUACUCCGGAUGCUUGCAUGGGAGCUAGGCAUGAAGGGCGUUGCAGCCGAGAAGAAGCGUGCCAUCCAGUUUGGUGCACGGACCGCGAAGAUGGAGACGGGCAGGACGAAGGGAACGCAAGUGUUGUCUUGAUUAGGUACUGGUGUUGAACUUUGGCCUUCACUCUGGUCCAGAUAAACAGAUGCAUUCAGCGUAGAUACGAGAGGAAGUCUUACUCUCGUGGACAAAUCAAUCGUCAAUCUGCAGUGCC